ACGCGUCUUCUUAUGUUGUUCCAACUUUCAAAUUCUCUGUGUCUAAUUAAGAGAAUAUCCUCGUUCGAAAGGUCGCAAAAAAAGGCACUUUUCUGACAUUUUUUGUUGAGAAACAAGAUAACAUCAAAUUUUGCAUAUAUUUUAUGUUUUAUUUUAGAAAUAUAUUUUUAUUUUCUAAACGACAUGAACGCUCUACUUCCGUAUGCUAUAUCCUGGUUACUAAAAGCUCACAUAGGAAGGUGCGAGUGAUUCUGAUUCUAUCUGAAAUGCAAAAAAUAAAAAAUGUUCUUAUUCAGAAGUAUAACUAUCGUUUGAACUAGAAUUAAACCAAUAUUAUCAUUUUAGACAAAAUCUUAUCUUAUCUUAAUGGCAGUCUUACUUUCUGUUACAAAAUUUUACUAUUUCCUCAGAAUGUUGUUAGUGUCUUAAUAAAAAAAAUGUACAUCUGUUCUAAUUCAGACGAUUAGCCACAUUUCUUUUGAAUAAGAAAAUUUCACGUUCUUGCACGUUUCAGAUAUCUAAGAGAAAUACAAUCGCUUACACUGUCCGUAUGCAUUUUUUGCGAGCUCCUAACGACGAGGAUAUGUAAGAUACAAAAGAAGAACGUUUCCCUCUCACUUAGACAGUAAAAUAAGAUGAAAAAAGAAUACGCAAAGUUUGACGUUCUUUGACUUUUGUUUCCCUGUAAAAAAAUUCGGGAAAAAUACCCUUUCUCUUGCGACUUCUCAAGCCAGAAUACCCCUUAAAGCGCGCGAUUAAUUUCGACUUGAAAUUCAGCCGGAAAGUCCGCGCCUUUACGUGCGUUCCGAUCGUGGGAUUUCACAUCGAUCUUCGUGGCGUGUCUCUCCUUUUUUUCCACGACUCUCUGUCACAUACAUCUCUUUUAUCGCAUCUCGCGGUCGGUCUUAUGCGAAUUGUGUCGACGCUCAUUUCGUGCCGAUGACUCGCCGCGCGCUAUUCGACACUCCCCGAGCUAUUGGCCAAUCCCAAGUUCAGUUGGUUAAAAAUAACCGGAGCUUGUAAACAAAUCGCGUGGCGUAUUAUUAAUGUCGCGUUUAUGUGUGCGUCAACGCUUCUCGCCUCUGCAGUCGCAGAAAAAUCGCGCGCUCUAGCAGCCGCGUCGCGCGUCACUGCUUUGCGCGUUUCUGUGUCUCGGCUUUCGAUAAUUACAAAGUGAUUGUGCUCGUCGACAAUACCAGUCGACUGAGCGUUCGUUGACUGGCAGACGCUUACGCUCAUCGGCACAAUCGUGACUACUCUUUAUCUGGAAAAUCGUUCACAGAGUGCUUCCCACCUCCUCCGUUUUCCAUUUGCCCGGCCGAGCGUUCCAAGCUGCACGAUGAUCACCCAAGUGAGGCUCUGGUGGAAGUAUCUCCAGGCCGGCGACAAGAAAGGUGUGCUCGCGGGCUUGGCGGCGCACACGGGUCAGAUCUCCGUGGGACUGUCCCAGGGAUACAGCGCGAUCCUGUUGCCGAAGCUCUUCGAGACCGACUUCGCCGACCAGUCGCAGGCCUCCUGGAUCGCUUCCCUCGGCGUCGUGUCGAAUCCCCUCGGCGCCCUCGUCGCCGGGCUCUGCGCCGAAUGCCUCGGCCGUAGAUUCGCGAUCGUCCUGGCCACGCUGCCGCACGUCGCCGGCUGGCUGCUGAUCGCGCUAUCGAAGAACGUGCCGAUGUUGUACGCCGGCAGAUUCGUCAGCGGCAUCGGCACUGGGAUGGCCAACGGACUUUAUCUCUACGUCAGCGAGACGGCAGCGCCGGACCAGAGAGCUUGGCUCGCGAGCUGCGGGCCAAUUCUGGUCUCGUUGGGCGUGCUGAUGGUGUACACGCUGGGUGCUAUCACCACGUGGCAGAGGACAGCCGCCAUCAGCGUCGGACCCGCGAUCUUGUCGCUCGCGUUAACUCGAAUGCUGCCAGAAACCCCGGUUUGGCUGGCAGCGAGAGGUCGAACGGCUGAGGCCAAGGAGGCCCUUCUGUGGCUACGUGGUCCUGGAUUCAACACCGACAAGGAAUAUCAGGAGCUCUGCGAGACGAACUUGAAGCGGAAGGAGAAGAAGGAGAGCCUGCUGCGGGCGCUGCACAUGCCCAACGUGUGGAAACCGUUCCUGAUACUCCUCGCUUUCUUCGCUCUCCAACAACUAUCGGGCAUCUAUGUAAUCCUCUUUUACGUCGUGAAUAUGCUUAAAGACACCGGCAUAGACGUCAACGAAUACGCGGCCAGCGUCGGCGUAGGUGUCAUCAGGUUGUUCGCGUCGAUUCUCGGCGCUGGGCUGGCCAACAACAUCGGCAGAAAGACCUUGGCCUUCGUCAGCGGAUUCGGAAUGGCCAUCGCGGCCGCGGGAGUCGCUCUUUCCUCCAGCUCCUUCCUUCCGUCGUGGGUGCCUUUAUUGUGCAUCGGGACUCACGUGGGCGCGUCCAUGAUCGGUUUCCUCACGUUGCCCUGGGUGAUGACCUCGGAGUUGUAUCCGCUGAGGUUCCGUGGAAGUUUAGGCGGCUUGACGACCAGCAUCGGGCAGAUGCUGACGUUCGUCGCGAUCAAGACGUAUCCGGACCUGAACACGAUCGUCGGUCUGGAGUUCACGAUGUGGAUAUUCGCCGCGGCCGGCCUGCUAGGUGCCACUUUCGCCGUGACGAUGUUACCGGAGACCCGAGGACGCAGUCUGGACGACAUCGAGAUGAAGUUCGCCAACAAGACGAGCGGCGACGAAUCGGACACCAGCAGGAUCUUCUCCAACGUGUGGUCGCAGCCGAAAAAUAUCACUCUCCAGAGAUUCGUGUCGAUCUCGGAGGAGAAGCAAUCGAAUAUCGUCGCGAACGCGUACGCUUACGACAACUUUUGCCUGGAAUUGUCGGCGGAGAAUCUGGAGAAGGGUGUAAAAAAUCCCGAAAAACAAUCGGAUCAAUGUGUGAUAAACAAUGUCGCGCUCGAGCGCAUGUGCCUUUAGCGGAAAAUUUGAGAAAACUUCGAAGCGGACACAACAUUGAAAUAACAGUGAUGAUCUUUAUGUGAAUUUACAACACCAGCUUGUCUCGAGCAAGCUUAUUUAUUUAUUUUAUACAGUCAAUAAGCGGAGUAUGCAAUCAAUUCCGUCGAUCGAUGAUUGUAAUUAGUAUCGAUUACGAAGAUAUUACUUCGCGUUUGUCGUCGCCAAAUGUUUCUUCAGUAUUACGGACAUUCCCAAUGACGCGGUUUCCAACGCAGAUUGACGUGAGUUCUUUAUAAUAGUUAUCUCACACACACACAACAACAUAUGUACUCUUAUCAAUUUCAUACACAACAAAAUAUUUUCUUACUCUAAUUAUCUCAGGCUCGUUUCCAUCAACGUCUUAAAACGUCGAAUAAAUCUUAACUCUAGCUUAAGUCUUUGGUGAAAAUCGGGCGUUAAUGUUACAAGUUUAUUUGUAACUACGCGUUCUCCAGGAUAGACGGAGAGAACUCUUGUAAAUAUAUUUCGUAAUAACUUGUAAAUAGCGAUUAUAUACAUAUGUAACAUUUGUUACGUAUUUUAAUUAAUAAUACGCAUCUUUUGUAAAAUGCAUCGUGCGAACUUUGUAUUGUAUUGCAUAAAUAAUGAAUAGUCGAGAGCGA
Odontomachus brunneus is the source of this 3585-nucleotide messenger RNA. RefSeq names its product facilitated trehalose transporter Tret1-like. Gene Ontology annotation, molecular function: transmembrane transporter activity. Gene Ontology annotation, cellular component: membrane. Gene Ontology annotation, biological process: transmembrane transport. NCBI's taxonomy places the organism in Eukaryota, Metazoa, Arthropoda, Insecta, Hymenoptera, Formicidae. The transcript has 6 exons. The record is from RefSeq and is a predicted model, not a curated record. The coding region runs from base 1340 to 2941 and encodes 533 amino acids.